AUGUUAUUUAAAUCAUUAUAUCAAAUUUUAAACUCACCAAAAUUAAAUAAAAACUCUAUUUCAAAUAAUAACAAUUCUUUUAAUAAUUCAGAAUCAUUAAAUUCUGUUCAAGCUGCUGAUCAUCGUUACAACAAUAUCUUCACAAGACCACAAAUGUACACUUUUUAA
Messenger RNA from Dictyostelium discoideum AX4, 168 nucleotides. RefSeq lists its product as hypothetical. Bases 1 to 168 code for a protein of 55 amino acids. NCBI's taxonomy places the organism in Eukaryota, Evosea, Eumycetozoa, Dictyosteliales, Dictyosteliaceae. The transcript is spliced from 2 exons. The record is from RefSeq and is a predicted model, not a curated record.